This is a messenger RNA of Ceutorhynchus assimilis (cabbage seed weevil), 3312 nucleotides long. The record is from the annotation of a GenBank genome assembly. NCBI's taxonomy places the organism in Eukaryota, Metazoa, Arthropoda, Insecta, Coleoptera, Curculionidae.
CUGGCCAUUGAUUGGCCAAAUCCUAUUGCUCAUGCCCGCCGAAGCCGAUGCUAACCAAAUGCGCUAGAUGUUCUUUCUUUUCUGACUCCAUUUUGUUGUGUUGUGUAUAAUUUUAUAAAACUUGUGUGUAAAUAAUUCUAUUAUCGUGUUGAAAUAAAAAAAUGAGCGAUUUUUCCGGCGUAGCGCCUCCACCUCCGCAAACGAAUUACGAUAAAUCGUCUGCGUUCGCAGCAGCCCUUCAACGUGCUAAACAGAUUGCCGCUAAAAUCAAUCCAAACGCAACUACUCCAGGAGAAAAUCGUGGUAAAAGGCCUUUGGAAGAUAGUCCUGAGGAUAUGGGUCUUUCAGAACCAGAACCAAAAAAGGGACCUGGAAUGAGUGGAGCACUUAUGGGCAUGGGAAGGCCACCACAGGGUGUGCCUCCAAUGGGCAACGGAAUGGACGACGACUUGAAACCUCCUGGAGGAGGGUCUGGUGGCCCUGGUGGACCCAGGAUGAGUAUGGGAAGUUCUCGGGGAGGACAGAAUAGCUUGGAAAUUAUGCUACCUGGUCCAAAAGUGGGUUUAAUUAUUGGAAAAGGUGGAGAAACUAUUAAGCAACUUCAAGAGAAGAGUGGAGCUAAAAUGGUGGUCAUUCAGGAUGGCCCUGGACAAGAAUUGGAAAAGCCAUUAGUUAUUACUGGCGAUGCACAAAAAAUCGAAUACGCUAAACAAUUGGUUUAUGAAUUAAUAGCUGAGAAAGAGAUGAAGGGUUUCAAUAACCGUGGAGGUGGUGGCGGCGGCGGUGGUGGAAGAGGCGGCCGAAAUGAUAGUUUCAGAGGAAGCAACAACGGCGGGGGCGGUUAUGACAACGACUUUGGUGGCGGCGGCGGCGGCGGCGGUGGAGGCGGUGGCGGUGGGGAUUUUGAGGUAUUAGUCCCCAAAGCCGCAGUAGGUGUCGUCAUAGGAAAAGGAGGUGACAUGAUCAAAAAAAUUCAAAGUGAGACAGGUUGCAGGGUGCAAUUCCAGCAGGCUAGAGACGAAGGACCCGGCGAUAGAAAGUGUUUUCUGAGUGGGAACCCCAAACAAGUAGAUCAUGCCCGACAAAAAAUUGAAGAGUUAAUUGACAGUGUCUUGCAAAGAGAUGAAGGCGGUGGUGGUUUUGGAGGAGGCCAAGGAGGCUUUGGAGGUGGACGUGGAGGCCGUGGUGGCGGUAGAGGUGGUAGAGGGGGAAGAGGAGGUCAUUUUGGCAAUGAUAGAAAUGGCGGAGGUGGUGGUAGUGAUUAUGGUGGCCAAUCCAAUUGGAAUGACAGGGGAGGAUCGGGCAAUAAUCAAGAAGUGACGUUUGUUGUUCCAGCAAACAAAUGUGGUGUUAUUAUUGGAAAAGGUGGAGAAACUAUCAAACAAAUCAAUCAACAAUCUGGCGCCUACUGCGAACUGGACAGACGAAGUAAUGCAAACGCUACCGAGAAAACUUUCACAAUAAAAGGCGAUCCAGAUUCCAUAGAAACAGCCAAGCGGAUAAUCAGUGACAAAAUUCAAAUUUCCAUUAAUUUCGUUAGUAGUAUGGGCGGAUCUGCGGGUAGUGGAGGAAUGGGCAGCAACAUGCCUACAGCUUAUCCAGGAAUGGCACCCCAAGGUUAUAAUCCCCAAGGCUGGGGCAUGCCAAAUUACGGGCAGCAACAGCAAUGGGGCGGUCAACAAGGAAAUGAUGGCGGCUCUCAAAAUAGUGCACCGGCGGGAAAUCCUGCUGCUGUACCAGGUGGCGGCGGCGUUGGAGUUAACCCUUCAACUGGACAACCGGAUUAUUCCUUACAGUGGGCAGAGUAUUAUCGGUCGUUAGGCAUGCACAGAGAAGCAGAAAUGAUCGAACAACAAGCAAAAGCAAAAACCGCUACUGGAGCUCCUGCUGCUCCACCAGCUCAAACUACCACUGCUCCUCCCGCUGUCGCAGGUGUUGCCGGGGCCGCCGCAGGCGGCCAACCAGAUUACAGUAGCCAAUGGGCUGAAUAUUACAGGAGCAUAGGUAAAAUUAAGGAAGCCGAAGCAAUAGAGGCGCAGAUGAAAAACAAGACUAGCGGUGCAGUGGGCGGAGUUCCAGGAGUGCCAGGGCCACAGGGCGCUGCAGGUGGAACUGGCGCGCCUGGUGGAUAUCAGCAACAAUCGUAUGGCGGGUAUCAAGCAGCUGGCGGCUACUACGGUGGUCAACCCCAAGCACAAGUUGCAGGGCAACAAAACUACAGUUUCCCACAGUAUGGAUAUGGUGGUCAACCCGCAGGUGCACCACCCUCAGAUUCCAAUUAAAAAUUUUAUGAUUUAAAGCUGCCCUCUAACCAAGGUCGACUGCACACAGAUUUAAUACCCAUAUUUUAAAAAUCACACUCCUUUAGACUUAAUCAAGCCUUUCUUAUUUCCUAAAUAUGGGUGCACAGUGGAUAGAAACUGAUCUACAUUGAUUUAAGUUUACUUUGAAUUUAUUCGUAUAAAAUAUAUUUAUGUCGACAUUGUCUUAAAAGGGUUUCUGAAUAAUAAUUUAGUUUAGUGAAUAAGUUUUGCUGUUUUUUAAAUAACGUUUUUUUGCUUUAUAUUUGACAUAAUAACAAUGCAGUAUUUAUUUUAUAAGGUAUUUUCCCCCAAUUCCAAACCAUCUUUGCUUUUAUUUAUUUUUUGGUGAUUUAUAAAAAGGUAUAAUUUUUAUGUCUUAUUAUAUUUUAUUUGUGAUUGCUUAAUUAUCAACAGGUUGAGCCAUCAACAAGGUAAGGAUUGCCUUUCAAAAAUGGUUGAAAUAAAAUUCAAUGGUACAAAUUUUUAGGUAUUCCAUAAUAAUAUUACCCUUAGAAAAUUAAAUACUGCUUCAAAAUAGACAGGUUUCAAUUUUAAUGAGCGUAUUUGUAUUUUGAUCUAAGUAUAUCUUAAGUGUAUGUAUUAUGUAUUUAGCAGUGCAACUGCACCCUACUGUAUGGAUUAUAAAUUAAAACUUACAUCUGUCGUUGUUUGUUGUUUUUUAUUCUGUUUUUUCAGAGUUUACCCCAUCUCCAUCUAUCCAAUAGCAGUUGUCAGCGGAGAUGCUCCAGAAUCCCUGGACCUAAAUGUUUUAUAUUAUUUGACAUUUACAUAUUUCACUUACUAUUUAUAAAUUUAAUCUUUUGGUGAUUUAAUGCAUUCUUUUGUUUAAUUUAAUAUCAAAAUUUAUACUGUUUUUUUUUACAUAAAUAUUCUCUCUAUUUUAUCGUCAUUGGUAAAUUUAUUUUAGCUUAUUAUUAAGCUGCAGCCUCUAGGAGGAGAAUUGGAUUAUGAGUUUUUACCAUUUUUAUAAUUACUUAUCAUGUUUUUG